Molecule: messenger RNA, 3668 nt
Organism: Erpetoichthys calabaricus (reedfish)
Lineage: Eukaryota; Metazoa; Chordata; Cladistia; Polypteriformes; Polypteridae
Gene: slc16a9b
Product: solute carrier family 16 member 9b
Exons: 6
Coding region: 431-1894 (487 amino acids)
Biological process (GO): monocarboxylic acid transport; transmembrane transport
Molecular function (GO): monocarboxylic acid transmembrane transporter activity
Source: RefSeq, a predicted model, not a curated record
ACCUGAUGGAUUGCUGACGCUAAACUGGCAGGGUGAGUGUUUACCCUGCGAAGGGCUGGCGUUCUGUCCAGGGAUUGUUCCUGCCUUGCGGCUAACGCCGUGGCACUGCUCAGAAUCAAGCCGGCUUAGGAAAUGGCAUGGUGUCAAUUUUAUCUCUAGAUUUCCCCCCAGCAGUUUAAAGGAAGCGGCUGCUAGGACGCUAAUGUGUUGUCAGCUCUACGAAAGACAUUAGUAAAACGCGAGACUCUGCCAAAGCCGGAGAUCAUCUUUCGCCUCCUGCCGCAUGACGUCAUGCGCAGGUUGCCACACUCUUCUUGUGUAUUUAGUGAUGGACGGGAAUGUGCGACUCCACGCACUUCGGCGACUUCUUUGAGUUAUCUCUUGUGUUUACUGUCCGGAAGACCAGUGCGAAAGGGAUCAUGCUUUGAAGAUGGCACCUCCAGGAAAAGAGGAGGCUCUGGAUGGAGGCUGGGGUUGGGUCAUCAUAGUGGUGUCAUUCAUCAGCCAGUUCCUGGCUUAUGGUUCCCCACAUGCUGUUGGAGUGCUCUACCCAGAGUGGCUAGAAGCUUUUGGAGAAAGUAAAGGAAAAACUGCAUGGGUGGGCUCACUUGUUUCAGGGACCGGCUUAAUUGCAAGUCCCAUUUGUCAUAUGUUUGUGUCCAAGUUUGGGGCAAGACCUGUCAUGAUUUUAAGUGGAUUUAUGAUGGGUUCUGGCUUCAUUCUAAGCUCAUUUGCACCGAAUAUUCAGUUUCUCUUCUUUUCCUAUGGAGUUAUGGUAGGUCUUGGCUGCGGUUUGACAUAUGCUGCUACAGUGACCAUUAUUUGUCAGUAUUUUGACAAACGACGAGGGCUUGCUCUUGGAAUAGUGGCAACAGGUACAAGUUUUGGAGGUUUUGUUUAUGCAUCUCUUCAGAUGGAAUUGAUUAAAAUCUACGGGCUUAAUGGCUGCUUGCUAAUUAUUGGUGCUUUAUCACUCAACAUAUUGGUUUGUGGUGGUCCAAUGAGGCCUCUCCAAUUGAAAGGAUACUCUCUGAAGAGAAAGGAGUGCCAGACUGUGAAAAUGGCAAAGCUUUCUGUCCAAGAUAUUAAUGACAAAAAUGACAAGUUUGAUAAAUGCUCAGAAAAUAAUGAAGUAUUGAAUGUGGAAAUAGUUAAUGGUGAAAAAAAACAAAAACGCUUCCAGGAAAGGUGUUCCAUUGCUGCAGUUGUCAAAAACAAAGAUGCUUACUUCAAGUAUAUACAAACCAGCACUAAACUUUUACAAGAUAGACUUUUUGUUUCACUCUGUAUUUCCAUGUUUCUUUUUGAUAUUGGCUCCUUUCCUCCUGUGCUAUUUAUGGAGGAUGUUGCAAAAAACUCUGGACUCAGUGAUGAGGAAUAUAUUUUACCCCUAGUUUCAAUUCUGUCAAUCAUGAUGGGAGUUGGAAAGCUGGCCCUUGGCAUCGUAGCAGAUUUGACCUGGAUGAACAGCUAUUAUCUCUAUGCUUUUACGAUAGGUGCUUCAGGAGCUGCCUUGCUUUGCAUUCCCCUUGCCUGCAGUUAUGUUACAUUUGCAGUCCUUUCAGGAAUACUUGGGUUUUUUUCCGGAAACUGGUCGAUUUUUCCUUAUGUUACUUCCAAAAUAGUGGGGACAGAGACACUUACACAUGCUUAUGGAGUCUUAAUGUUCUUUGCUGGACUUGGAAUGUUGCUUGGACCUCCUGCUAUAGGCUGGUUCUAUGACUGGACACAAUCAUAUAGUGCUGCUUUUUAUUUCAGUGGCACCUGUGUUUUAUUAGGUGGAUUUAACUUGCUUCUUGCUUCCCUAUCCUGCUGGGACAAAAAUAAUUCAAAAAACAAAAGACCAAAUGUUAAAUAUGUUUCUUCAUGUGACAGUGUUGCAUCUUUUGCAUAGACAUUAUUUUAUUUUCACCAGAUUUUUUCAAAUUAAAAUUCCUAAGGGGACUAUUAAUAAUUUUGUAUACAGUAAUCCCUCCUCCAUCGCGGGGGUUGCGUUCCAGAGCCACCCGCAAAAUAAGAAAAUCCGCGAAGUAGAAACCAUAUGUUUAUAUGGUUAUUUUUAUAUUGUCAUGCUUGGGUCACAGAUUUGCGCAGAAACACAGGAGGUUGUAGAGAGACAGGAACAUUAUUCAAACACUGCAAACAAACAUUUGUCUCUUUUUCAAAAGUUUAAACUGUGCUCCAUGACAAGACAGAGAUGACAGUUCCGUCUCACAAUUAAAAGAAUGCAAACAUAUCUUCCUCUUCAAAGGAGUGCGCGUCAGGAGCACAGACUGUCAGAGAGAUAGAGAAAAGCAAACAAAUCAAUAAGGCUGUUUGGCUUUUAAGUAUGCGAAGCACCGCGGCACAAAGCUGUUGAAGGCGGCAGCUCACACCCCCUCCGUCAGGAGCAGGGAGAGAGAGAGAGAGAGAGAUAGAGAGAGACAGAGUUUGUUUUUCAAUCAAAAAUCAAUACGUGCCCUUCGAGCUUUUAAGUAUGCGAAGCACCGUGCAGCAUGUCGCUUCAGGAAGCAGCUGCACAGAAGGUAGCAACGUGAAGAUAAUCUUUCAGCAUUUUUAGACGAGCGUCCCUAUCGUCUAGGUGUGCGAUCAGCCCCCCUGCUCAAUCCCCCUACAUCAGGAUCAGAGAAAGUCAGCGCAAGAGAGAGAGAGAAAAGUAAGUUGGGUAGCUUCUCAGCCAUCUGCCAAUAGCGUCCCUUGUAUGAAAUCAACUGGGCAAACCAACUGAGGUAGCAUGUACCAGAAAAUAAAAGACCCAUUGUCCUCAGAAAUCCGCGAACCAGCAAAAAAUCCGCGAUAUAUAUUUAAAUAUGCUUACAUAUAAAAUCCGCAUGGAGUGAAGCCGCGAAAGGUGAAGCGCGAUAUAGUGAGGGAUUACUGUAUGUUGGUAUUCCUUUUCAAAAGAUUAUUGUUGCCCUUUUUUAAGAGAUGUUUUUGUGAAAAAUGGUAAAUCUGUUAUUUAUUCCCUGUUUAUUAGUUAUUUACAAGGCAUUUUAUUUUUAGCCAGUGGAGCAGGUAGGAUGUAAUGUACACAACUAUUAAAUGUUGUCUUAAUGGUGGACAGAGGUAAUUAUUUUGUGCGUAAUGGUGAUAUUUGUUCUAUGUGUUGUGUACCAUGAUGAUGUAUAUAGUCAUUUUGUUUUAUGUGUUUUAUUUGGAAAAACAAAUAGAAAAAAGCUUUUUUUGCCUCAAUUUCUAGUUAAUUUUACGUGGCCGCUACUAGAAGGAUGUAAUUUUAAGUACUCAAAAUCUAAUGUGCCUGGUGUAGAAAAAACCUUGCCAAAACAGAUUUCAGCUAGCCUGUCUGGUUCAACAGUUAUCAAGGAUAUUAGGGAUGCUCCGAUCAGGUUGUCUAAGGCCGAUACUGAUGACUGAUUUUUUUUUUUUUUCCUUUAUCACUUUAAAGAACUUUUUACACUAAGCUCCUGCAUAAUCAGACUUGUAGAAACCUUAUGUUCUAUAUUAAUGUGUUACCUUUGGUAUAUAAUUAAACUAUAGACCACAGCUGUUAACUGUUCAUUUUUUAUUAACAAAAUGAAAUUCUGUAGGCUUAUUAUUCAGUGACCUUAAAAAUAAUAAAAUAAAUAAAACUAAUAAAAUUUGUACAAAAAUAUGUAUCAAUAAUACAUAUGGCAUGAAAGAAAAUAAAAUGGUUAUUAGAAUUGCAA